AGGGCCCUGUCGGCGCCUGGGCAGCGGACACGGGUCGUUGCUUUGGUGUCUGUCACUUCUGUCGCCACCUCCUCUGCCAACACCAACACUGACCUCCGUCAUGAACCCCGACCUGCGCAAGGAGCGGGCCUCCGCCACCUUCAAUCCGGAGUUGAUCACGCACAUCUUGGAUGGCAGUCCGGAGAAUACCCGGCGCCGUCGAGAAAUUGAGAACUUGAUUCUGAACGACCCAGACUUCCAGCAUGAGGACUAUAACUUCCUCACUCGAAGCCAGCGUUAUGAGGUGGCUGUUAAGAAGAGUGCCACCAUGGUGAAGAAGAUGAGGGAAUAUGGCAUCUCGGACCCUGAAGAAAUCAUGUGGUUUAAAAACUCUGUGCACCGAGGGCAUCCUGAGCCUUUGGACCUUCACUUGGGCAUGUUCCUACCCACCUUGCUUCACCAGGCCACCGCAGAGCAGCAGGAGCGCUUCUUCAUGCCGGCCUGGAAUUUGGAGAUCACGGGCACUUAUGCGCAGACAGAGAUGGGUCAUGGAACUCAUCUUCGAGGCUUGGAAACCACUGCCACAUAUGACCCCAAGACCCAAGAGUUCAUUCUCAACAGCCCUACUGUGACUUCCAUUAAGUGGUGGCCUGGGGGACUUGGGAAAACUUCCAAUCACGCAAUAGUUCUGGCUCAGCUCAUCACUCAAGGAGAGUGCUACGGGUUACAUGCCUUUGUUGUCCCUAUCCGUGAAAUUGGGACCCACAAGCCCUUGCCAGGCAUCACUGUCGGGGAUAUCGGUCCCAAAUUUGGUUAUGAAGAGAUGGAUAACGGCUACCUGAAGAUGGACAAUUACCGUAUUCCCAGAGAGAACAUGCUGAUGAAAUACGCCCAGGUGAAGCCUGAUGGCACAUAUGUAAAGCCUUUGAGUAACAAGCUGACGUAUGGGACCAUGGUUUUUGUGAGGUCCUUCCUCGUGGGAAAUGCAGCUCAGAGUCUGUCCAAGGCUUGCACAAUCGCCAUACGAUACAGCGCUGUGAGGCGCCAGUCUGAAAUCAAGCAAAGCGAACCAGAACCACAGAUUUUGGAUUUUCAAACCCAGCAGUAUAAACUCUUCCCGCUCCUGGCCACUGCCUAUGCCUUCCACUUCGUAGGAAGGUACAUGAAGGAGACCUACCUUCGAAUUAAUGAGAGCAUUGGCCAAGGGGACCUGAGUGAACUGCCUGAGCUUCACGCCCUCACUGCUGGGCUGAAGGCUUUUACUACUUGGACAGCCAAUGCUGGCAUCGAAGAAUGUCGAAUGGCCUGCGGCGGGCACGGCUAUUCUCACAGCAGUGGGAUUCCAAAUAUUUACGUCACUUUUACCCCGGCCUGCACCUUCGAGGGAGAGAACACUGUUAUGAUGCUGCAGACAGCCAGGUUCUUGAUGAAAAUCUACGACCAGGUGCGGUCGGGGAAGUUGGUGGGUGGUAUGGUGUCAUACCUGAAUGACCUGCCGAGUCAGCGGAUCCAGCCACAGCAGGUGGCAGUCUGGCCAACUAUGGUGGACAUCAACAGCCUGGAGGGCCUGACAGAAGCCUACAAGCUUCGUGCAGCCAGAUUGGUAGAAAUCGCUGCAAAAAACCUUCAGACUCACGUGAGUCACAGGAAGAGCAAGGAAGUAGCAUGGAACCUAACCUCUGUCGACCUUGUUCGGGCAAGUGAGGCGCAUUGCCACUACGUGGUCGUUAAGGUCUUCUCAGACAAACUCCCCAAGAUUCAAGACAAAGCCGUCCAAGCUGUGCUGAGGAACCUGUGUCUCUUGUAUUCUCUCUAUGGGAUCAGCCAGAAAGGAGGGGACUUUCUUGAGGGGAGCAUCAUCACAGGGGCUCAGCUGUCACAAGUAAACGCUCGGAUCCUGGAGCUGCUCACCCUGAUCCGCCCCAAUGCUGUUGCUCUGGUGGAUGCCUUUGACUUUAAGGACAUGACACUUGGCUCUGUUCUUGGCCGCUAUGAUGGAAAUGUGUAUGAAAACUUGUUUGAGUGGGCCAAGAAAUCCCCACUGAACAAAACAGAGGUCCAUGAAUCUUACCACAAGCACUUGAAGCCCCUGCAGUCCAAGCUUUGAAGUUUCCCUGGGACACGUCUGAGCUCCACAAGCAGCAGAAACUCUCUCCUCUACUCACUAAUCCUUGUGAAAUCGUCAUCAAAUUUGUGUAGCUACAGAGCAAAUGAUGGGUUUCUUUUCCUCCCUAUAAGUAAAGAGAAAUGAACAGACUUUAGAGAUUAAAUGAGAAAUUCGGUGUUGUAAGUGCAGUAAUGCAGACAGAGACGUAGGAACUCAGAAAGCUUCAGAGCUGUGGUCUGACUUGCAUUUGUACUGCUGCUAAUCUCAGUAGGCCUUGACUCUGGAGAAUUAACAGAGUUUUAACUACAAAUACUUACUUAUUUUCACAUUUUUACUGCUAAUCACUGGAUAUAUGUUUUUUAAACAAAAGUGUUAUAUAGAGUGGAAUUUUCCAGGCAUUCGUGCCUACCACUUUCUGAUCUACUGCUAAGAGCAGGAGUUUGGGGGCCAGAAACUAAUAGAAACCUUGAUGUGGGUGUGUGGCUGUCACACAGGCCGCUGCUGCCUGCCAUGUGGGUGUGUCACCCCUAUUAACUGUCACAUUAACAUAGUCAACAAGAGGACUCCUUCAACACCCACCCACCAAGAAACCAGAGUUCCCGAUGGGCACGAGCACCCACUCCAGGCUCAGCCUUCGUGGUAGUGGCACUACUGCGCCUUUGACCCCACUUUUUGACACAGUUAAGUUACUUGUCUUACCUCCAGGCUUUCAGCCAUUGCCUGGAUUUCAGUCAUGGUGGCUGACCUUCCCUUUCUUGCUUGCCUUCCUUCUCCUGAAAGAGAUAAAAGAGAUAGUAGUCAGCCUCUCCUCAUAGAUUAAGUAUAUGGAGAGCCCUCAGCUAUGGUAUUACUGUAUUUUGGUGACUUUGUUAAGUAAAUUUCCUGGGACAAUCCUGAUUUGAAAGAUUCUGUAUUCUGUUGCACAAGCUAUUAAAAUGCUCAGUGGUCACCAAAGUAUUUCACACACACACACUCACAAAUCACUCAGGUCACCUUUUACACUAGAAAUAACAGGAAAGCCCUGGCCACAGCCAUCUGCUGAGAGUGUUAGUUGAGAUGUUUCGUUGAAGAUGGCUGAAGAAAGUGCAGGCCCUGGGGAGUUUCUCCUUGCUGAGAGCCGGCUCUGUGGUGAGCCCCUAGCAGCCUUACGAGGCGGUGAAACGGCCCCUUCAGAUGAGGAGCAGCCUCUACAAUCAUUCUGAGCUUAAAGGUGAAAUAUGCACCUUUUGUCCUAUAAAUGUCCUAUAAAUGCUUGGGGGGAGGGGUAAUGUUUUGUUUUUUUUUUCUUGAAACAGGGCCCAGAAUGGCCUUGAACUCUGAUCCUCACAACCUGGUAAAUGCUGGGCCUACAGGUGUGCGCCGACAUGUCUGGCUGAUCGGAGCUCUUUAUUCUUAAAAGCACAGUAGGGAGAUGAUUGUAACAUUAAGUCUGUGUCUGUGGCAUUCGCAUUGUGAGAGCAGUUCCUUAGAACAGUUCUGAGAGCACAGCAUCAAUGUAGUGAAAACGAUGUCGACGCCUGACAUGAAAUCACAACCCUCCGGGUCAUCGACACAAGCCUUAACCUUUCUCCUGGAAUGACUGGUAAUCCCUUAAGAUUGACAGUACACAGCAUGUCACCUUGUUGGGGUUUCUAUUGACAGUAAUUCAUAUUCUGGAAAGGAACUAAUAAAUAUAAAUGACCGAG
This is a messenger RNA of Rattus norvegicus (Norway rat), 3771 nucleotides long. It is a transcript of the gene Acox1, whose product is annotated as acyl-CoA oxidase 1. Gene Ontology annotation, biological process: fatty acid catabolic process; generation of precursor metabolites and energy; fatty acid oxidation. Lineage: Eukaryota; Metazoa; Chordata; Mammalia; Rodentia; Muridae. The record is from RefSeq and is marked validated. Gene Ontology annotation, cellular component: peroxisome. Gene Ontology annotation, molecular function: acyl-CoA oxidase activity; protein homodimerization activity; flavin adenine dinucleotide binding. The transcript has 14 exons. Bases 101 to 2086 code for a protein of 661 amino acids.